AUGAUCUUCUUGAGACCAGUGAGCCUUUGGCAUUGCUGGGACGCCGUCAUCGUUGUGCUGGUGCUUUGCAGUCUCGUUACUCACGCAUGGGAGACCAAGGAUCAAGCUCUGUCACAAGCGGUGAAGCUGGUGUCUGGCUCUGAAAACUUCGGCGUAUCCGCCCUGUCCACCACAUACCCAUUCGAUCAUCCCAUUGCCGACCUAGCAGGGCACGUCAUUACGGGACCGGAGUACUUUGCGCCAUGUGCGGCUACAGGUUCGCUGCUGUACCUCGGUCUGACGAUAUCGCAGACGUGGAGGAACGUCCUCAAUAGCAAGACCAAGAAUGCGACGGCGAGCAUCGUUUCCGACAUUGAUCCUGCUGUUCCAGAUCCGCGCCAUACCUCGAAGCACCAUCCCGAUCAGUGGCAGGGGCAUCGACCCUCAUGGCGACGGGGCAUGCCUUCCAAGGCGCGAGUCACUCUGUUCGGUCACUUCGACGUGCUCAACGGCACCCAAUAUCCACAUCUUGCCGACAAGGCUUUGCGCUGCUACCUCGACCACCAUCCUGACGCGAGUCACUGGGCGCCGAAUGCCACCGAAUCGCCGCAUAUCCCCUUCUGGGCCACUUUCAACGUCGAUAAGGUCUACUGGGUCGGCGGAUUUGGAGACGAGCACUACAUCGGCUGGUUCACGGGCGAAGAGUGGAACGCAGUCUGGAAGGAUCAGCACGUCCGCGCUCAGAAUCCUUUCGCGCACAAAGAAGGUGCCGCAUCAUCAGCUGGCAGCACGUCACAGGUGGAAGAAUCGCUCGAGGAGGAAGACCGUCCAUUGCUUGCGUUCCAAUGA
Molecule: messenger RNA, 828 nt
Organism: Kalmanozyma brasiliensis GHG001
Lineage: Eukaryota; Fungi; Basidiomycota; Ustilaginomycetes; Ustilaginales
Product: FMN-binding split barrel
Exons: 2
Coding region: 1-828 (275 amino acids)
Source: RefSeq, a predicted model, not a curated record